AUGUUGACACGACAAGCUGCGCAACGUAAAGUGAUUCAUAUGAUCGACGAAGAUGACGGAGUUGAUGCGUUGCAGAAGAAAGAUGUGGAUUUAUCACAAGGAAAUCUGUUAGUGUAUCCGGUUGGUGAGAAGGAUGCAGUACCGAUACAUUUCGCCGAUGUGGAAUGCCUGAAGCCAGAACAGAUGCUGAACGAUGUCAUCAUUGACUUCUUCCUCAAGCAUAUUCACUACGAAUCUAUUCCAUUAGAAAGACGUUCAUCAGUAUUCGUAUUCAAUUCAUUCUUCUAUGGUAAGUUAUCGAACUGCAAUGGCGGCAUCCCUCCGCACAGUGCUGUGGCACGAUCAAAAUGGAUAAUGUCAAAUUACAAGUCGGUUCGAAAUUGGACCAAGAAUGUGGAUUUAUUCAGCAAGGAAUACAUUGUUGUACCAAUCAACGAGGAUAUUCACUGGUAUUUGGCUAUAAUCGUGCAUCCGUCAGCUGCCAUCGAAGUUCCAAAUGCGAUCGAGGCGAAUGAUGAAAGCCAAAAGAAACGACGACGGAAAACAUAUAUCAUAUGGAAUUUGUUUUGCAGAAAGUUGACGGCAGCGGUUUUGCGCGAGUAUUUGGAGUGUGAAUACAACGAUAAACGUAAGCAGAAGGCGGUUGAUGGAGAACGUUUCGCGAAGGAACUCGUCGAGAAGAUAACACCACGUGAAUUACCGCAACAACGCAAUUAUACCGACUGUGGUCUAUUUUUGCUCAAAUACGCUGAGUGCUUCCUUGUGAACCCACCUCAAUUAAUCACUCAAUCGGACUCCUUCUUGAGGUGGUAUCCGCGUUUCACUAUCAAAAAUAUGCGUUCGGCGAUUCUCGACAAAGUGAAAUCGUUGUGUGACCCCCAGAAAUGGUCAGCGUAUGAGGAGUAUUCGAAGGGCAGAGAGUGUGACGUACAAACCACUCAGCACACAAUUGAACCGUUCUCAACUGAAACAACAAUGGGCAUUUCAGUCGUUUUGCCAUUCCGAUCGGACUCACCGAAGCCACGUCUUCGAUCCUAUAGUACUGGAGAUGAGCAAGAAGAGGUAACGACGGAGAUGAAGCGACCACUAACACCAUAG
Molecule: messenger RNA, 1098 nt
Organism: Anisakis simplex (herring worm)
Lineage: Eukaryota; Metazoa; Nematoda; Chromadorea; Rhabditida; Anisakidae
Source: the annotation of a GenBank genome assembly